Molecule: messenger RNA, 2184 nt
Organism: Thermothielavioides terrestris NRRL 8126
Lineage: Eukaryota; Fungi; Ascomycota; Sordariomycetes; Sordariales; Chaetomiaceae
Exons: 2
Coding region: 155-2011 (618 amino acids)
Biological process (GO): intracellular calcium ion homeostasis
Cellular component (GO): perinuclear region of cytoplasm
Source: RefSeq, a predicted model, not a curated record
CAGGGCGUGCAGGGCUGCUGUGUAACCAGCCCUCCAGCGUCGACAGUAACGUUAUCGAGUUAGCGGUGUUCUCCGUCGUCAACGCAAGCUUGAAGCAGCUGCGCGUUCUCAUCGCGACAACACCAGCCGCAGGGCUGUCACUUUCGACAUCUCCAUGGCGUUGCCGGCAGAGCUGAUUGUCGCCAAGACGACGCUGUCGGGCGCUCUCUUCCGCGCAGACCCGCGGCCGUGCUCGCGCGACGACAUCGAAUCGCUCCUCGCCCUCCUCGACUUGACCAUCGCCGAGUGCUCGCCCCCCAACGUCCAGAGAUGCAAGCAAUGGGCUCUCAGCAACCUGGUUUCCUCGUCCGCGCGCGUUGCCCCGUUCUGCAAGUACCUGGUCGCCCUCGCCGGCUCAUUUGGAGGUGAGAAGGAUGCGGCUGCUGCACCUGCCGCCCUCGGCUCAAAGCGGUCUCGCAUCCCGUCGGCGAAGCGUCGGCGUCUUCAUGUCCUCUACAUCCUGAGCGACAUCCUCUACCACGUCAAGCACCGCAACCGCGACGAUGCCUUCGCCCAGAAGGUGGAACCGUUCCUUCCCCCUCUGGUCAGGAGUGCGGCAUCUUUUCACAGCUGCCCGAAGCACAUCCGGAAGCUCCACGAUCUGGUCGGGCUCUGGGAAGAAAACGGGUAUUUCUCGCCUAGCCUCACGCAGCAGCUGCAUACCGCGAUCGACGAGGGCCCGUCGUCCGGGGCGGAGGCCCGCAACGGCGACGAGGUUGAUAACUCGACCAACUCGAUCGCCCAAGCCGCAAAAAACGCCCCGUGGGUCAUGCCAGCAAUGCACGGCGACCCUUCGACGCCUUGGUACGAUCUGCCCGCCGGCAACUGGCUCCCGGUGCUCGAGCCGAACUCAACCCGGCCGAUGAACCCCUCGAUGAUCAAGCCUCUGGUGCUAUCUCGUGGCCCGGCCGACAAGACACUGGUGGAGGCGGUCAAAAGCCUGCUCAGCGACGUUGACAGGCUCUAUUCCAAAGAAGCGAACUUUGAUGAGCCGUCUCCGAACAUUGGCCGGCUGGGCGAACGCGUCGAGAUCGACGAGAUUACCGGCGAGAUCAUCGGCGGCGAUACUUACUACGGCUGGUCCCGGGCAUUUUGCGAAAAGAUGAAACGUCGGAGACGAGAGCGCAGUGGCCGCAGUGAUCGCAGCGGGGACGAAGGGAGUCGCGGCAGAGCUCGGUUGUCGCGAUCUGACAGCCGGUCCGAGAGCCGAUCGCGCAGUUGGCGGCGGGCUCGCAGCGGGACCUCGAGUCGGAGCCCGAGCCGCCCCUCUUACAAGCGCCGGCGACUCUCAGCCUCCCCACGGGAUGACAGGCGUCGUCGAAGUCGGAGCCGGACCCCGAUCAACCGUAGCAGGAGCCGAAGCUACCGGGCAUCACGGAGCCGGUCACGUUCUCCGCCACGACGGCCGUCGAGGUCCAGGUCUCGUGGCCGAGGAUAUCGACGGUCAGGCGACGAUCAAGGCGACAAGUACCAAACGAGGAGUCCAAGCUACUCUCCCGCCCGGUCCAGAAGCCGAUCAUGGGAUCGAUCUCGAUCUCCACCUUCUCGCUCCGUCGGGGUUCCGCAGCCGCCAGGAAACGGAUUCAGACCCCCUCCACCUGGAAACUGGAAUCAACAACAGCCGCCCCAGCCACCACCUUCGAUGCCGUAUCCGGUACCCCCACCAGCAAUCCCUCCCCAACCCGGGUUCGGCUUCGGCUUCCCGGUGCCCCCACCACCGCCCCCCAAUUAUCAGGGUCCGUGGCCCCCCGUCCCUCCGCCCUUGCCGCCGCCACCAGCAGCCGGCACGCACCCGCUGAACUUCAUCGCCCCUGGAGGGCACGCGGUCCCGCCACCUCAAUUUUCAGGCGCAUGGCCCCCGCCUCCACCGCCGCCUGCACCGGCGGACCCCCGGAGCGAGUUCCAUCAGCAGGGAGGACGCGGAGGUGGGGGGUAUCAGGCUGGCGGCUACGGCCGAGGUGGCUGGCGGUAGCAGCAUUGAAAGAACGCACCGCACGAGCGGAGGUUGCUCGCUGGGGACGGGAAGGACGGCGCAUAACGCCAAUUCUGCAGCUAUCCCGUCAAAGCUGGGAUGUUCUGCAGCGUUGUCUGUGUAGUUGAUGUAACUGCGUGAGGUGCGCUAGCUAGCCAGCGCCUGGACACCUC